AUCGCAAUUGCACAGCCUCCAACACUUCAGGCGCAACACAGCACGAACGGGCAAAGGAGAUCACAAGAGAUUGCCUUGAGUUGACACAAACACUCUUUCUCCUACGGUCCAUAUUAAGAUCACUCUGACUCGAACGCUCGCCCAAUCCCUGGAUAUGACUUGGCCUCGCACCGCGUCCUCGACAUCAUACCACGGAGGUCAGGGUUGGCAAACACGAGAUCCGAGUUUACCGUGCCGAGUCGUUAAACCUUUGAUAUGAUGAAUCAAUCCAUCUAUCUCAACCUGUAUCCUAAAGAGCUUUGUACGACAUCACGACUCCCUUUACUCGACUAAACGCACCAGACCUCCUGGUCACAAGACCAGCACUUUCAAGUAUCACCAUGUCACAUUCAGCACCACAUUCGCCUGCUCGACACCAAGACUCCGAUGCGGACUCUAGUGUUUCAGCCUCAAGGCCUUCGCCGAAUAAAUUAAUGCGACUACUCGAAUUGAGCGCGGAGAGGGCAUCAUCGCUACCACCUCGACGAUUGUCGUCGCCCGUGAAGAACAUUCCGCAGAUCCGCCCUCGUUUAAACGAAUAUUACACUUUCGACCAUGCUGUUCAACUUUUCAGACGCUCCAGGAACAUUAUUGUUCUGAGUGGGGCAGGAAUCUCGACCUCUCUAGGGGUUCCGGACUUCCGCUCGACGAAUGGCGUCUACAAUUUACUGGUGGACUCGAAGUAUGACGACCCCCAAGAAUUGUUUCACAUUGACAACUUCAAGACGGAUCCAGGCGAGUUCUUUAAACAGGCUGCAAAGGUCUUCCCUAGAAUGCAAGGCCUCGUACCAGCCAAUGGGGCCGACAAAGACAGCGCUUCAUCUGAGGCUCCUUUGGUUCCCAAGUACAGUGCGACCCACGCCUUUCUCGCCUUGCUUCAAGCUAAAGGAAAGCUUCUCACCAAUUACACUCAAAACAUUGACGGCUUGGAGACAGCAGCUGGUGUGACGACAGACAAACUCAUCCAAUGUCACGGGACGUUGUCCACCGCGUCGUGUAUGAGUUGUGGGAAGGCGAUAUCGGCCAGAAAAUACAUGGCCGUUGUACGCCAAGGCAACAUUCCUUUUUGUAAAUGUUCACUUGACGUUGAUAAAAAGGCGACGAAGCAAAGAGGGCGAAGCGGGAAAAGAAAAAGAAAACGAGACGAACUUGAAGAUUCUGACUCUGACAUGGAAGAGAGUCGGAGACCUUUUCCCAAGGGUUUACUCAAGCCAGACAUGACUUUUUUCGGGGAACACAUAUCGCAGUCUUACGCUCCCAGGCUGAACAUCGAUAAGACGAAAGUGGACCUGCUCGUUAUCAUCGGCACAUCCCUAAAAGUCGCUCCGGUAAACGAAAUGCUCCUUGCCAUACCACCCAAUGUACCACAGAUCUGGAUCAGCAAGGACCGGUGCCAACGAGAAGGUGUCAAGGUUGAUAUCGAACUCUUGGGCGAAUGUGACUUGAUCAUUGGGGAAAUUGCCCGACGGGCCGGGUGGACGGCGGCUUUGGAAAAGCGAUUAUGGAGUCCUCAAGCCGUGAAGAAUGUUCAAAUUCCCUCUACCAAGAUCAAGACACCUCGGACGGAGACGGAGCAGAGAGGUUCGAACCCAGACAAAGUCGAAGAGGGUUUGCAGAUUCGUAGCAAACCGGAGCACGCGUCCGAGGUACCAACCCCUACAGUUGAUAAGCCACUCAUCAAGGUCAACGAUGAAGUGGUCACCGCUGUCGACCUUGACUCUGGUCAAAAGGCAUUGGUGGAAAGCUCCGAGAGUCAGACGAAGUCGAGUCAGCCUUCUCUUUCAGCCACGUCGACUUCGACAACAAAGUCGGACGAGCAGAGUGGCAAAGCAGACCAACUGAUACUCAAGCCGCCACUUCCACCGUCCAAGGUGAAGAUUGAGCUUGAACUGGGCCAGAGGUCGAGGUGGUAUGUCCGAAGAGCGAGAUGAUCUCUGUGUUGUAUUCGUCAGGGGACUGAGAGUUUGUCGGUUUUUUUUGUCGUUCACAUUUUCACCUGAGAAGGAAUUAUGUAUUAGUUACUGCGUCAGACAUCAUUCACGUGUAUGAUUCAAGAGGCAAGGAGAUUUGGCAAAUGACGCUCGCACGAAUACGGGUUCGCAAGGAUGAUGUUGUAAACAACUAAGCUGUUGGGUAUCACCAUUGGUCCUCUGCACAGAGUAUCACACGUGUCAAGGAGGUCGGAUUUCAAGGGAGUGUAGGAAUUGGAUGGGCGUUGAACACCAUGCCUGGAAUAAGUCGAGCAACCUCGAAAUUGAUCCGUCGACAAUGGCGACCUUUGGACACUCUGUAUGUAUGAAAACAACGUCAAAAACAAUCAAAUGAGAAAAUAAACAUGAGUUCCGUG
Molecule: messenger RNA, 2386 nt
Organism: Exophiala oligosperma
Lineage: Eukaryota; Fungi; Ascomycota; Eurotiomycetes; Chaetothyriales; Herpotrichiellaceae
Exons: 1
Coding region: 381-1970 (529 amino acids)
Molecular function (GO): NAD+ binding
Source: RefSeq, a predicted model, not a curated record